Molecule: messenger RNA, 1200 nt
Organism: Eucalyptus grandis
Lineage: Eukaryota; Viridiplantae; Streptophyta; Magnoliopsida; Myrtales; Myrtaceae
Exons: 3
Coding region: 315-977 (220 amino acids)
Biological process (GO): N-terminal protein amino acid acetylation
Cellular component (GO): chloroplast
Molecular function (GO): N-acetyltransferase activity
Source: RefSeq, a predicted model, not a curated record
CAGGCGGUACACCCGUUGAAACACCGGCAGAGACUGCGUCUUGUCUCUUUCUCUCUGUCUCUCCCUAUCUCUCCGCCGGGCUCACCAGGGAAGAGAAUCGCGAGUAUCUUUUCCUUGACAGAGAAUCUGGGUGCGGGGAGAGAGUGGGUGGUGUGAGAUCUUGUCCGAGAAAUGCGGUCAAUACCGUUGGGAACCGCCGUGUGCCCAGCUCUCCACCAAAGCAGGAGCACCCACCUGAAUUUCAAGAAACUCUCUCGCUUCCCUUCGCCUCGGUCCCCUCCUGCGCUCGACGACCUCCCCUCUAGACCCAGACUAUGCAGAGCCAGCCAAGUGGUGGAUUUAUUUCCGACAGUCUCUCCCGAGAUUGUUGUCCGGGAGGCCCGGUUAGAGGACUGCUGGGAGGUAGCCGAGACUCACUGCAGUUCUUUUUCCCUGAAUACUCGUUCCCUCUGGAUUUUGUCUUGAGGAUCGACAGGCUGGUGGGAAUGCUCGCUGGAUUCUCAAUACCAAACGGUUGCCGGCGAGUAUGCCUUGUCGCUGUCGUUGGCAGCUCAGGUGGUGAAAGCUUGUUAUUUGGGAGUGAAGACAUCAGAAUAGGUGGUUUUGAUGGAAGAUUUAGUAUCAAUAAGGGCUAUGUUACUGGUAUAUUGACAGUGGACACUGUUGCUGACUUUCUACCAAGAAAGGGACCGCUUAGGCAGAGAAGGACUGGAAUUGCAUACAUAUCCAACGUUGCAGUUCGCGAGAAAUACCGGCGAAAGGGGAUAGCUAAAAGGCUCAUAGCCAAAGCCGAGGCUCAAGCGCGUGGCUGGGGAUGCCGAGCCAUUUCAUUGCACUGCGACUUGAACAACCCGGGGGCGUUGAAGCUGUACAAAGGCCAGGGCUUUAGAUGCAUCAAGGUCCCGGAAGGAGCGAAUUGGCCUCAGCCCAAGACGACUCCAGACAUCAAAUUUAACUUGAUGAUGAAGCUUCUCUAGAGCCCGGCCUCCCCCUAUAGACAUUCUUGAGAGCAAUAUUAGGAAGAAGAGAAGGAGAAAUGUAAAUUAGGAGUGGCCUUGCUUAUUUGUAAAUAUGUAAAGAAUGAGACUUAUGGAACAGCUGCAGAUGUUGCUGCACGACAUAGCUGAUACUCAUAAGUCAUUUUAGAACCAUCAUUGUUUGUAUGAUAAAAUGUCUGAAGCUUUUGUGAUUGACCAAUUU